CCGGAAGCGCUGAGGAGGAGGCCGGGCCGCGCGCCCACUCUGGGGUCCGGGUGUCGCUGAGCGCCCGUCCCGCCCCCUCGCCCCUGACGGUGAGAGUCGGGAGGCGGCAGCAUGAGCUGGUCACCUUCGCUGCCAACGCAGACCUGCGGGUCCUGGGAAAUGAAAGAGCGGCUGGGGACGGGGGGCUUUGGAAACGUCAUGCGCUGGCAUAACCAGGAAACAGGUGAGCAGAUUGCCAUCAAGCAGUGCCGGCAGGAGCUCAGCCCACGAAACCGGGAGCGCUGGUGCCUGGAGAUCCAGAUCAUGAGAAGGCUGAACCACCCCAAUGUGGUGGCUGCCCGGGAUGUCCCCGAGGGUAUGCAGAACUUGGCACCCAAUGACUUGCCCCUGUUGGCCAUGGAGUACUGCCAAGGAGGAGACCUCCGGAAGUACCUGAACCAGUUUGAGAAUUGCUGUGGCCUGCGGGAAGGAGCCAUCCUCACGCUGCUGAGUGACAUUGCAUCUGCACUUAGAUACCUUCAUGAAAACAGAAUCAUCCAUCGGGAUCUAAAACCAGAAAACAUCGUUCUGCAGCAAGGAGAGCAAAGAUUAAUACACAAAAUUAUUGACCUAGGAUAUGCCAAGGAACUGGAUCAGGGCAGUCUUUGUACUUCUUUUGUGGGGACCCUGCAGUACCUGGCCCCUGAGUUGCUGGAGCAGCAGAAGUACACAGUGACUGUGGACUACUGGAGCUUUGGCACCCUGGCCUUCGAGUGUAUCACUGGCUUCCGGCCUUUCCUCCCCAACUGGCAGCCGGUACAGUGGCAUUCAAAAGUCCGGCAGAAGAGUGAGGUAGACAUCGUUGUUAGUGAAGACUUAAAUGGAGUAGUGAAGUUCUCAAGUUCUUUACCUUACCCCAACAAUCUGAACAGUGUGCUGGCCGAGAGACUGGAAAAAUGGUUACAGUUGAUGCUUAUGUGGCACCCCCGGCAGAGGGGCACAGACCCCCAGUAUGGGUCCAAUGGCUGCUUCCGGGCCCUGGAUGACAUCUUAAACCUGAAGCUGGUUCAUAUCUUGAACAUGGUCACAGGCACCAUACACACCUACCCAGUAACAGAAAAUGAGAGUCUGCAGAGCUUGAAGGCCAGAAUCCAGGAGGACACAGGAAUCCCAGAGAAGGACCAGGAGCUGCUGCAAGAGGCAGGUCUGGCCUUGAUCCCCAACAAGCCUGCCACUCAGUGUAUUUCUGAUGGCAAACCAAACGAGGGCCGCACUUUGGACAUGGAUCUUGUCUUCCUCUUUGACAAUAGUAAAAUCACCUAUGAGACUCAGAUCUCCCCACGACCCCAACCUGAAAGUGUCAGUUGCAUCCUUCAGGAGCCGAAGAGGAAUCUCCCUUUCUUCCAGCUAAGGAAAGUGUGGGGCCAGGUUUGGCACAGCGUCCAGGCCCUGAAGGAGGACUGCAACCGGCUGCAGCAGGGACAGCGAGCUGCCAUGAUGAAUCUCCUCCGGAAUAACAGCUGCCUCUCCAAAAUGAAGAAUUCCAUGGCCUCCAUGUCUCAGCAGCUCAAGGCCAAGUUGGAUUUCUUUAAAACCAGCAUCCAGAUCGACCUGGAGAAGUAUAGUGAGCAGACUGAGUUCGGGAUCACAUCAGAUAAACUGCUACUGGCCUGGAAGGAAAUGGAACAGAAAGUGGAGUUGUGUGGGCGGGAGAACGAGGUGAAGUGUCUGGUGGAGCGGAUGAUGGCCCUUCAGACUGACAUCGUGGACUUGCAGAGGAGCCCGAUGGGGCGCAAGCAGGGCGGCACACUGGAUGACCUAGAGGAGCAAGCAAGAGAGCUGUACAGGAGACUAAGGGAAAAACCAAGAGACCAGCGAAUAGAUGGUGACAGUCAGGAAAUGGUGCGGUUGCUACUUCAGGCCAUUCAAGGCUUUGAGAAAAAAGUGCGAGUGAUUUACACACAGCUGAGUAAAACUGUGGUUUGCAAGCAGAAGGCCCUGGAGUUGCUGCCCAAGGUGGAAGAGGUGGUGAGUCUGAUGAAUGAGGAUGAGAAGACUGUCGUCCAGCUCCAGGAGAAGCGGCAGAAGGAGCUCUGGAACCUUUUGAAGAUCGCGUGUAGCAAGGUCCGUGGUCCUGUCAGCGGAAGCCCAGACAGCAUGAAUGUGUCUCGACUCAGCCACUCUGGUCAGCUGAUGUCCCAGCCUUCUACUGCCUCCAACAGCUUACCUGAGCCAGCCAAGAAAAGUGAAGAGCUCGUGGCUGAAGCGCAUUCCCUGUGCUCCAGGCUGGAAAGCGCCAUGCAGGACACCGUGAAGGAGCAGGACCAGAGCCUCAUGGCUCUGGACUGGAGCUGGUUACACACAGAGGACGAGGAACAGAGUGCUGUGGAGCAAGCCUUGUGACUGGGGCUUCCACACUGGCCUGUGGCUCUCCCAGAGUGGUUCCUGCUGAAGCAAUGUCCCAGCGCUCUCCAGCACCCGGGUAGAGGUCUCACUUCCCUACAGCUGUGACCUUCUCCCAGGCCCAGAGCGCAGCCCUGUGCAGGUGGUUCUGGUGCUGUGUGUGUACACUGGAAAGCCUCUGUCACAGCCCUGUGUGCGUCAGUGCCAGUCACAAGUGAUCAGGGAAACAGAACUCCAUAGCCACUUUCUCUGCUGUGAAUAAAGACCCCUGAUAUGGUUUGCCACAAGGACUGCUGGACAGAAGUCUGCCUUGAAUGUUUCAGGACAGAGCUGAGAUGGCAGCUGGUGCCAGCCUGUCCUCGCCUAUCCCCUCCUUAACUCCAGAGAGGCCUUGACCUAUCUGCCUGUGGCCAGGGUUUCAUCUGGAUUCAGCUUCUGUUCAACAGAUGUUUUAAUCAUAGGUCUGGCCUGGCCACAUCCUUUCUUUGACUUUUCACUUAACUGCUGCUAAAGUUUUAUUUUUACCUACUACGUUGGUGGUCAUCCCCUUUCAGCAGGGUUGUACAGUGAUGCCAACUUGCUGCUGUCUGCAUCCAUUCAGCCAGACUGAGUCACUAGAGCCAGCAUCGAGUCAACCUGGGAGUCAGUUUUCAUGCAGAAGGAAGGAAGCAAAGUGCCUCUCAGCCACCAGCCUGCUGUCACUGCCCACCUCUGCCUAAUCAAACACCUCUGUCUGCCUGCAGUCAGUGGGGUGUUCUUGCCUUUCAUGUCAUUCAGCAGUAUUAUUAAAUUGGCUGGUUUUACAGAUA
Molecule: messenger RNA, 3191 nt
Organism: Chinchilla lanigera (long-tailed chinchilla)
Lineage: Eukaryota; Metazoa; Chordata; Mammalia; Rodentia; Chinchillidae
Gene: Ikbkb
Product: inhibitor of kappa light polypeptide gene enhancer in B-cells, kinase beta
Exons: 22
Coding region: 112-2382 (756 amino acids)
Biological process (GO): positive regulation of transcription by RNA polymerase II; peptidyl-serine phosphorylation; tumor necrosis factor-mediated signaling pathway
Cellular component (GO): IkappaB kinase complex; cytoplasm
Molecular function (GO): ATP binding; IkappaB kinase activity
Source: RefSeq, a predicted model, not a curated record